AUGGCAAUCAAUCCUAGUUCGCAAGGACAUCGUUGGUUCAUCGUCUAUACCAAUAAGACCACCACAGACCUCGGUAGCUUUCAGAUCGUCAACUACGUCGAUGGGGGCAGUCUCUUGUAUUUUUCGAGGACCUGCAGGGAUCUCUGGAACCUCCUAAGAAGAUGGUCAGACGCGUGGAGACGUACACUCCCUGAUCAUGAGCAUUUCGCUCCUUUCCCUGGUGCCCACCUUCGAACGCCCCGCACUCUUGCUAUUCUUCUUUUUACGUCAGAGUGUCUUAUGUGUGGACACGAGACGAGCAACGAGAUUGUGGGCAAAUUGGCUGUGCGGUUGUGUAAUGAUUGUUCGGCUCAGCACCUCGUUGAAACCUGGACUUAUGCGGGCUGGCAGAACGGGCCAUACCCAAUCCCCGACCUGGUCUUUUUGCCAGAUUCUGGGCUUGUAUUGCCUGCCCCCGACACGAUGCUAGCAUAUCCAGAAGGAAUCAAGUCCCGUGAUCCCACUGAAUUCCACUUCGACCAGAGAUACGAACGGUCGGGAGACCCAGAGUCCGAGGUAAUGAUCGCUACUGGGGUCGAGAUUGCCGGUAAGCUAACCCCUUCCCCAUGA
Molecule: messenger RNA, 609 nt
Organism: Rhizoctonia solani
Lineage: Eukaryota; Fungi; Basidiomycota; Agaricomycetes; Cantharellales; Ceratobasidiaceae
Exons: 6
Coding region: 1-609 (202 amino acids)
Source: RefSeq, a predicted model, not a curated record